Branchiostoma belcheri (Belcher's lancelet) is the source of this 3367-nucleotide messenger RNA. RefSeq names its product prominin-1-A-like. Lineage: Eukaryota; Metazoa; Chordata; Leptocardii; Amphioxiformes; Branchiostomatidae. The transcript is spliced from 29 exons. Gene Ontology annotation, cellular component: cell surface; prominosome; microvillus. The coding region runs from base 364 to 3030 and encodes 888 amino acids. Gene Ontology annotation, molecular function: cholesterol binding. The record is from RefSeq and is a predicted model, not a curated record.
AAUUGUUUUGAGACGGAGCCAGCCCUGUAUUGUUGUGGAAAGGAUUUCCUCUCUCCCACUGACUCCCAGUUUUUGUUAUGUGGAUAUCCUGUUCUGAAGGGUGAGCCAUACGGAAGGAUUGGGACUACCGAGGAAUCGAGGAAGUCUGCGACAUAAUCGUUGUAAAGACGCCUGCUGAGCAGACUGUAAGGUUUGGGAGGGGUCCGACAACAACGUAGGAGAGGUCAGUUCAUAGCACACGGUCGGACACACGUGUUGUGUUCUCAGCACUUCAGACCCCAGACCUCAAGCUAUCACCACUUCUGUACCCAGUUGGAUUAACGUUAGAAGGCAGCUAGGCCGCCGGGGACGCAAUCUAACAACAUGUCUGUCGACACGAGAAACUUGUUUAGAACCUUCUGUUUCAUUAUAACUCUGUUACUCGGCCUUGCUGCGGCUCAAACGACCAACAACCCUGGCACAAAACAACAAACAACACGCGACCCUAGCCAGUUGGAUUUUGGUUCUCUCCCCCAAGUGGAGUAUGUAACGACGACGGACUACUCGGCCGGAGGCCUGGACGGAUACUACAAACUGAUGAGCGGGUUUCUGUCGCUGGUGUCACCCAGGGAUGUCAAAUAUGAAUGGAUCGAGCUGGCAAUGCAGGGCAGAGCACAGGAGAUCUACAAGGAACCAACCAAAGUUGUGCUGUACAGCCUUGGCUGGGCCAUCUGUGCAGCCAUCGGGAUCCUGUUCAUCGUGAUCAUGCCGAUCGUGGGGCUGUGCUUCUGCUGCUGCCGCUGCUGCGGGAACUGUGGAGGGAAGAUGCAGCAGACGGUCAGGGACAGCAUGGUCUGCAAGAGGAGGGUCUUCGAGGUCUUCCUCUUCGUGGUCACCAUACUGAUUGCAGUUGGUAUGGUGUUUGCGUUCCUGUGUAACGAUGCCCUGAGCACGUCUGUGACCCAGGCCAACACCACCAUCUCCGGGACCUUCCAGAACGUCAGGAAAUACUUCAACAAUACCAAAACUCAAUUGGACUACAUUGUGGACCAGUAUGACACCAUGUCAGGGGCAGUCAACUAUGACCUGGACAAUAUUGACCAGACCCUGGGAGUGGCCGUCCGUGAGCGCCUGAGGCCAGAAGUGGGGACGGCGGUCAAUCAACUGGUGGACAUGAUCAACACCGUGGAGCCUACAAAGAUGGCGCUCCUGGAGGUGCAGAGAGCUCUGGGCCAGCUGCAGACCGGCGCGCAGGACCUGAACUCCGCCCUCGCCGACCAGAGAACCACCCUUAACAACACCCUCAACUUCUGCGACCCGACCGACUCUGUCUGCGUCAACCUGAGGAACGAGGUCAACCAGCUCAGCCCUGGGGGAGACUUCAGCGCACUGACCGAUGUGAACACAGAGCUUGAUGCGGUCAACACCCUGCUGUCUUCAUACGACAUCCCAGCAAUCGCUGACAUGGCGAACAGCGCAUUCGAGGGGAUCCCCAACAGAGUCCAGAACUACUCAACCGACGUCGUAGCAGAUGUGAAGAAGCUACUGGCAGACAAUAAGGACGUGUUCGCCAACCUGUCAGCCAGCCUGGAUGGACAAGUGAAAGUGAUUGCAAACAACACAGAAGUGUACCAGGAUGUUGCAACUCAGUACCUGAUGAAGUUUGUUGUCCCAAAUAACAUGUACAGGUGGUACGCAGGUUUGGGUCUGUGUUGUCUGGUCCUGCUGGUGGUGGUGUUUAACCUGCUGGGCCUGAUCUUUGGCCUGUGCAGCUACAACAGCGACCACACCCCCACCACUCGCACAUGUGGGUCAACCACCGGUGGAAACCUGCUCAUGUCGUCUGUUGGGUUUGCGUUCCUGUUCUGCUGGCUGUUGAUGCUGCUGGUGACCAUUUUCUUCCUAGUGGGGUCGCCCAUGGAGCGCUUCGUGUGCCGACCGCUCGAGACACAGGAGAUCUUUGCUGAGACCAUUGACAAGCCGUACUUCCUGAAAACACCGCUAAGUUCCAACAACAACGAUACCCAGUCGGGAACCCCGGCGCCCAGCCCCAAGUACCUCCUGGGUCAGUUGCUCCUGCAGGAUGACCAGAUUCCUCUCAAGGCAGGGGACAUCCUCAGGAACUGUUCAGACAACAAAGGCUUGCUGGCUGUGCUUCAGCUGGACAGGUACAGUUUUGGAGGCACCGACACCUCCGACCUCCUGGACCAGAUCAACAACAUCAACAUCGAUGACCAGCUGGAUACUCUGGACGUGGAUUUCUCAACGGUCAAAGUUCUUGACCAGGACACCAGGGACAGCAUGACUGACUUCAGGGACAGCGGAGUGUCCAACAUCGACUUUGAUGCUUACUUAGCCGAGGUGAACAAGGGUCUGACUCAGGUGGACCUGCCUACUUACGCCCAGGGCCUGAGAACUGCCGCUGACAACUUCCAGGAGGGAUCAAAUGUGAUAAAUGGAGUCAGAAACAAUGCCGACAGGAUAGACCAGCUACAAACCACCAAGGUGGUGCCCCUUCUGGAUGAUGUGGACAAACUGAAGACCAACAUCCAGCAACUCAAACGGACAGUUUCAGAUCUCCAGACUUCGAUUGACGCCCUUCUGGCAUCAGCACAAAAUGCAGAAACCUACCUCCAGACCCAGGGUGGAGAUGCUGUCAAAGAUGAAGCCAAGACGUAUGCAAACCAACUGUUGGGAUAUGCACAACAGUAUGCUGACUGGAUCAUGGUCAGGUUCAAUGAGGAUUUUGGUGGCUGCAAACCAGUCAGUGAUGCCUACCAGUCUGUCGUACUACUGCUCUGUUCAUACUUCCUGGAUGCCUUCAACGGUUUCUGGUUUGGUCUGGGCUGGUGCCUGCUGUUCUAUGUUCCCUCCAUGAUCUUCGGAGUCAAGCUGGCCAAACACUACAGGAGGAUGGACUAUGAAACAGGAUAUGAUGACUACGACUACCGUUAUGAAAAUGUGCCGAUGUCCAACGCCACGACCCCGAGCCCCGGCUUCCAGAAGGCAUUUUUCUUUAACCCCAGCCGGGUCCGAGAGUCCGAUCUCUGACAAUAUCAGCAUGGACAGGAAACAACCAUCUGCACCUCCCGCUUGGCAUAGAGCGGUGCUCCACAAGGCUCCGAGUGAGUAAGAGAGGUUGCAGUUCUACAUUUGCCCUCCAUGAACACUAUGAGCAGAGUGGGAGUGGUGCACCACUUGUAGGCCGUUAUCAGCGAGUAGACAACUCCAGCACAAGUUACGCCUUCAGUGCCUUACACCGCCCCCCUCCCGCAAUGUCCCAUUACAGGUGUAAGAUGAUGGUACUGUAGAACUGUAGGUCCAAACUCUGUAUUAAGUAAUUUUGCCAUUGGGUUGGGGAACGAUCGAAUAGCAAAGUUUUGUAUUC